CAUCUGGCCUCCUCUCCAUCACCAGGCUGGUCAGCACCCUGUUCAGAUCCUCAGUGCUCACCCACCUCCAUCACCACCUCUCAGCCCCCAGAGCCCCUGCUUCCCCUGGAAAGACUUUCACCCCCGCCACUUGCACUUCCCCUUUCCCUACCACAUUCCCCUGAUCCUGUCAUAGCCCCACAACCCUCAUGGGACACAGAAGAGAGGCCAGAUCAGCCGCUCAGUCCUCACCAGCUGUCAUAUUUGAAGAUCCUGGGGAUCCCUUUUGGGCAGAAAUGGAGCCAGUUUUUCUGGGGUCUGCCCUCCCUGCACAGCGAAUCCUUGAUAGCUGCUGCCUGGAUUGCCCAGGACCCUCCUGUUCCACAUCUCCCCACCUUCUUCUUUAACAAAAUUUUAAAUGUUUGCCCAGUUCACAUGAAGGAUAAAAUGUCCCUGCUGCAUUCCCAGGCCCAGGAUCCACCCUGUCUGGGACCCCGAUCUCCACCCCGAUUCCAGCCCCCACCUCUGGAUCAUGUCCAGACUCGAACCCACCCCCUGUCCUCUUCCCCAAUCCUGUCACCAUUUUGUCUGUCCUGCAACAGGGACAGUAGAACAGCUGGCUCUACAUCCCAUAGUAAGCCACAGGCUCCCAUCCCAACUGAAAUUCAACCCUCAGGAAAACCCUUGUCCAAGAAACAAUUAGAGAGGGCACGGGCUGUGUCCUCAGCAGUCCAAAGGUCUCAGGAGGGUGACAGCCACUCCACGUUGUCCAGGAGAGGCCUUCAACAGGACAGGUGUGCUGCUGCCACAUUUCCUGAGAGUUUUUCAAUCAGCCCUGAGCUCAGGGAAACAUUGGAGCAGCAUAUCCAAAAGUGGAUCACUGAACACCAUCAAGACCUGCUCGGCAAGAUCCAGGAGGCUGCAGAAGUCACACGGCCUCACUGUGAUGUGACUCGUUCAUGUCAGGCCCAGGACAAGCCUCGACCCUGUCUUUCAUCCAUGUCUACAGCUGAAGGCAGCAAGGACAAGCCUCGGUCAUCUCCUUCAUCCAUGUCAACAGCUACAGGCAGCAAGGACAAGCCUCGGCCCUCACCUUCAUCCCUGUUUAUAGCUGAAGGCAGCAAGGACAAGCUUGGGCCCUCUCCAUCAUCUAUGUCUACAGCUGAAGGCAGCAAAGACAAGCCUGGGUCCUCUCCUUCAUCCCUGUCUGUAGCUGAAGGCAGCAGGGAUGUACAGAAGGUGAGGUUCCAGUUGAGGCAGGACUUGGGCAGGACUUUUGGGCAUAUUCUAUCCAAGGCCCCAAAAGAUGUCUCCUGGGACUUAGGAAGCUCCCCCAGGAUGGUUCAGGGCCUGAUCUUGCAGAAGCCAGAGAGAAACCUGACAAGGCCCACAGAGAGGGAGAGCAGAAAUGACUUACCAGGAAGCAUGGACAAGAAAUACAUAGAAGACACGCUGAAAGCCCAUUUGGGAGUGAAGACAGGGCAGAUCCAGAAGGGGCUGAUCCCCCUGAGAGUGAGCCGGUCCUGGCUCAUUAUGAAUGGUGCAUUUUCUGCCUCUGACACCCACAUGGAAACCAGAAGGCCACCAUCCUCCAGGGCUCGGGAAACUCGUAAAGCAAUAGCCAUGAUCAUCCAGAUGGCUGACAAUGACAGGUGUGUUGUAUGUUACGUGUCGGUGCCGAUAAAAAACGACGAGAAGACCUGA
This is a messenger RNA of Octodon degus (degu), 1683 nucleotides long. Its product is annotated as spermatogenesis-associated protein 31A1-like. The annotation marks the transcript as partial. Lineage: Eukaryota; Metazoa; Chordata; Mammalia; Rodentia; Octodontidae. The transcript has 2 exons. The record is from RefSeq and is a predicted model, not a curated record.